ACCAGGAAAUUCCUUCCCCAGGCGUAGAGUGGUGAGACAGGGCCCAAUGAGAAGACAGUGAGUUGGGACAAGUGCAGCACUGCUGGGCUAGUGGAGGGAAACGUGUUCCCCUCUCAAUAUAUCUCAUAGCACCACUACAUUCCCCUUGGGGGGGAAUUCCUGUUCACUCCCAAUGGGUUUUGAGGUCCUACUGGAUCAUGUUGGAGUCCUAGGAAGAUUCCAGAUCCUUCAGCUACUUUUCUUUUACAUCACUAGCUUUAUAGCAUAUACUCAUGUUCUAUUAGAGAACUUCACAGCAGCCGUGCCUGAGCACCGCUGCUGGGUGCGCAUCCUCGACAAUCACACGCUCUCUGACAAUGGCACUGGGCUCCUCAGCCAGGAGGACCUCCUGAGAAUCUCCAUCCCACUCGACUCCAGCCUCAGGCCAGAGAAGUGCCGGCGCUUUGUCCAUCCCCAAUGGCAGCUCCUCCACCUGAACAGCACCUUCUGGAACCUGAGUGAGGCAGAAACAGAGCCCUGUGUGGACGGCUGGGUGUAUGACAAAAGCUACUUCCAUUCCACUAUUGUCACUGAGUGGGACCUAGUAUGUGAGUACCAGUCAUCCAAAUCUAUGGUUCAAGUAGUAUUUAUGAUUGGGUCACUGCUGGGAGGUCUGAUAUUUGGCCAUCUUUCAGACAGGUUUGGGCGGAAAACCAUCUUCAGGUGGUGUUUAUUCCAAAUGGCCAUCGGUGACACCUGUGCAGCCUUUGCUCCCACCUUCCUUGUUUACUGUUCCCUGCGAUUCUUAGCUGGGUUAUCUGUUGUGCCUAUUUUCGGAAACUCUUCUGUUCUCAUUGUAGAGUGGACAAGACCUCAAUCCCAAGCUAUGUUAGCAAUGUUGGCUUCCUACAGUACUGGGCAGAUGCUCCUGGGAGGACUGGCUUUUUUCUUUCGCAGCUGGAUCACACUGCAGCUGAUAUUAUCCAUACCUCUGUUGGUCUGCUGCGUGUUAUCAAGGAUGCUGGUAGAGUCUGCUCGGUGGCUGGUUUUUAGCAAUCAGCUAGAAAAGGGCUUAGAGGAACUUAGAAGAGUUGCACGUAUAAAUGGAAAGAAGAAUGCUGGGGAGACCCUGAGCAUCGAGGUUGUGAAAUCCAACCUGCAGGAGGAGUUUGAGGACGCCAAGGCAAAAAUAUCCAUUUUUCAGUUGCUCCACACACCCAGGCUGUGUAUGAGAAGCUGCUGCCUGAGUUUUAUCAGAAUGGCACUGUCUAUACCCUUCUUCGGCCUGAUACUCAACCUGCAGCACCUGGGGAGCAAUAUCUUUCUGUUCCAGAUUCUCUUUGGCCUUGUCACACUCAUCAGCAGAUUUGUUGCCUUCUUGGUAUUGAAUUAUCUGGGCCGAAAACAAAGUCAGAUACUAUUCAUGUUCCUGACAGGACUUUCGAUUCUGGUCAGCACCUUUUUGUCCCCAGAAACUCAGCAGACCCUGCGCAUGGUUUUAGCAACUCUGGGAAUUGGUGCUGAUACCACUGGCCUCACAGCCUAUUCAAUUCACUAUAUGGAGCUCAUCCCAACUGUAGUGAGGUCAACAAUUGGAGGAAUCACUGAACUUUUCGGCAGAGUAGGGGCAGUGAUGGCGCCUCUCUUUAUGACCUUAGCAGUGUAUUCUCCCCACCUGCCCUGGAUUCUCUAUGGAGCCUUCCCCAUGCUUUCUGUCCUUGCAGUCCUCUGCCUUCCAGAAACAAGAAACCGGCCUCUCCCUAACACUAUCCAGGAUGUGGAAAAUGACAAAACUGCUUCAAGAAAAGAAAAGAAGGAAGAUAUUUCCGUGAAAAUCACACAAUUUUAAGGAAUUCGGGAGAGUUGAUACAAACAAGCCCAAAAUAGGGCUCACUCCAGUAGGGAUGAAAUCAUCCAGAAGACAAACAACCAAUGCUGAUGAGAAUGUGGACGGAGAGGAAUUCUCCUGUACUCUUAGUGGGACUGUAGACUAGUGCACUCACUAUGGAAAUCAGUGCAGACAUUGAGGUCAGCCCAAGCAAAAGUUUGUAAAGACCUCCUCAUAACUACCAAAAGAUAGGCAUAGUUGUGCAUGCUGUCAUAUGCUGUCAUCCAGGAAGAGGGGGAAAUAUUAAAACGACUGGGGUUUAAGCGGGCUGGGGCAUACAUGUGAGACCUUAUUUAGAAAAUAAAGAA
Messenger RNA from Dipodomys spectabilis (banner-tailed kangaroo rat), 2175 nucleotides. Its product is annotated as steroid transmembrane transporter SLC22A24-like. The coding region runs from base 173 to 1828 and encodes 551 amino acids. The transcript is spliced from 10 exons. Gene Ontology annotation, biological process: transmembrane transport. NCBI's taxonomy places the organism in Eukaryota, Metazoa, Chordata, Mammalia, Rodentia, Heteromyidae. Gene Ontology annotation, molecular function: transmembrane transporter activity. The record is from RefSeq and is a predicted model, not a curated record.